This is a messenger RNA of Parnassius mnemosyne (clouded apollo), 708 nucleotides long. Lineage: Eukaryota; Metazoa; Arthropoda; Insecta; Lepidoptera; Papilionidae. The record is from the annotation of a GenBank genome assembly.
AUGGUGGAAAAAAUCGCCAAAUUAGACUUAUCUAUGAUUUAUAACCAAUUUGAGCUGGAUGACGAGUCACAAAGGUACACUGUAAUUAAUACUCAUUGUGGAUUAUACAAGUAUACUAGGCUAGUCUUUGGGCAUGCUCCAGCGCCAGCAAUUUUGCAGCGCGCGAUGGAGGGCCUAGUAGGUGGACAGGAAGGCGUGCUGUGUUUGCGGGAGGACGUGCUCAUUACGGGGCGUAACGAUGCCGAGCAUGCUGCACGCAUUCGGGCGGUGUUGCAGACAUUACAAGAAGCAGGAUUGACCUUGCAAAGGGAGAAUUGCGAGUUCUAUAAAGAUGAAGUUAGCUACUUGGGUUAUGUUAUCAAUAAAAAUGGGUUGAAAAAGUCUCCAGAUAAAAUUAAAGGAAUAGUAGACUCCCCUGCACCAUCAAAUAUAAGCCAACUGCAAUCGUUUUUGGGCCUAGCAAAUUAUAAUAGAAGCUUUGUACCAAGUGCAGCGUCUGUUUUAAGCCCACUUUAUAAUCUGCUAAAAAAGGGGGUAAAAUGGUCGUGGGGUCUGGAUCAUCAAGAGGCAUUCAAAAAUAAAACUGCUAUUAGCAUCAGACCUGGUACUCGUCAACUUCAACCCCGAAGCAAGGUUAAUCCUGACUGUAGAUGCGUCUCCGGUUGGCUUGGGUGCGACACUGUCGCAAGUAGGUUCCGACAGGCAUGA